Camelina sativa (false flax) is the source of this 1629-nucleotide messenger RNA. Its product is annotated as cytochrome P450 708A2-like. Gene Ontology annotation, biological process: multicellular organism development; brassinosteroid homeostasis; brassinosteroid biosynthetic process. Gene Ontology annotation, molecular function: heme binding; monooxygenase activity; iron ion binding. NCBI's taxonomy places the organism in Eukaryota, Viridiplantae, Streptophyta, Magnoliopsida, Brassicales, Brassicaceae. The record is from RefSeq and is a predicted model, not a curated record.
CAUCCCUAAACCCUCAAACCAAUAUCUUCAAAAUAGUUAAAAGAAUGAAAUAAGUUAACAUGGUGGAGACUUAUGAAUUAUUGACUGUGAUAGUUUCACUCAUAGUGGUAAAGCUAUUCCAUUGGAUCUAUCAGUGGAGAUAUCCGAAAACUAAUGGAAAAGUACCUCCAGGGUCUAUGGGUUUUCCGAUCAUUGGAGAGACUUUUAUGUUCAUGAAACCUCAUGACGCUCUUCAAUUUCCAACAUUCGUCAAGGAGAGAAUCCUCAGAUAUGGACCAGUUUUUCGGACAAGCUUAUUUGGAGGAAAAGCUAUAAUCUCGAUGGAUAUAGGACUGAAUGUGGAGAUAGCGAAGGCAAAUCAUCUCCCUGGAAUCACGAAGAGCAUAUUACGACUAUUUGGGAAAAACAACUUGUUUAUCCAGAGCAAGGAGUCCCAUAAACAUGUUCGAAACUUGACAUUCCAAUUGUUGGGUCCACAAGGUUUAAAACUGAGGAUGUUGGAAGACGUUGAUAUUUUGGCUCCCACAUACAUGGAGGAAGGAGCUAGUAACGGCUUCCUUGAUGUUAAGGAAACAUCAAGCAAGAUUCUAACCGAAUGCCUUGCAAAGAAAGUUAUGGGCGAAAUGGAACCAGAGGCCGCAAAACAACUCGCACUAUGUUGGAGAUAUUUUCCAAGGGAGUGGUUUCAGUUCUCUUGGAACGUUCCUGGGACUGGUGUCUAUCGAAUGAUGAAGGCAAGAAAGCAGAUGAUGAAGCUAAUCAAGGAGACAGUAUUAAAGAAGAGAGCAUCAGGAGAUGAAUUUGGGGAGUUUUUCAAGAUCAUAUUUGGAGAAAUGGAAAGAGGAGCGAAUACUAUGACUAUGAGCAUAGAGAAUGCAAUCGAAUACAUAUAUACUUUCUUUUUGAUUGCUAAUGAAACAACACCAGGAAUUCUUGUGGCUAUAGUAAAACUCAUAAGCGAUCACCCUAAAGUCAAGCAAGAGUUGAAGAGAGAACAUGAGGGAAUUGUUCGGGGGAAGAAUGGCAAGGAGGUCGGCCUAACUUGGGAAGACUAUAAAUCAAUGACUUUCACCCAGAUGGUGAUAAAUGAGUCGCUUAGGAUAACAAGCACAGCGCCAACAGUUCUUAGAAUAACCGAUCGUGAUUUCCAAUUUGGUGAUUAUACAAUUCCAGCUGGUUGGAUCUUCAUGGGCUAUGCUAAUGUCCAUUUUAAUCCAGAGAAGUACGAUGACCCUUUAACAUUUAAUCCAUGGCGUUGGAAGAGUGAAGACUUGGGCUCAAUCCUCUCCAAGACUUACAUUCCCUUUGGCGCUGGUUCUAGACUAUGCGUAGGAGCUGAGUUUGCUAAGCUUCAAAUGGCCAUUUUUAUCCAUCAUUUGUUUAGAUACAGGUGGUCAAUGAAAAAAGAGACUACAGUACUUCGAAGGUUUAUGCUUAUGUUUCCAUGUGGAUCUGAUGUUGAAAUCUCAGAUGAAUCCAAAGAGGAUAACUUCAUAACUCUGCUGGUUAUUAGAGUGUAUUUUUCUGACUCACAUCGGAUACAAAUCAUCUUGGAAGAGAGUGUAUUUUUCUAUUGAAUUAAUAAUGUGUUAAACAUUGUUUCUACUAUAUGUCCACAUAUUGGUUUAA